Molecule: messenger RNA, 521 nt
Organism: Pseudomassariella vexata
Lineage: Eukaryota; Fungi; Ascomycota; Sordariomycetes; Amphisphaeriales; Pseudomassariaceae
Exons: 1
Coding region: 9-485 (158 amino acids)
Source: RefSeq, a predicted model, not a curated record
CCAAAAGUAUGCAGUGCCUUUUAUUCCCAUUCAUCAUUCCGGGUUCUAGUCCAACACUUGAACGAAUAUAUACACAUUCACAAGCCUCCUCCUCUCCAAGUUCUCGUCUAUCAAUCCGCAGCAAGCUGCACCAUACCUCCAAUAAGUCCAGCAAAAGCCAUCAGAACCAUUCUGGCGACCAGAAUGAAGCAAGGCUGAUGAAACUGAUAAGACUGAACCACCACCUUCAGCAAAGGUCAGGCGAGGCUUGUGAAAAUCAAAAACAAACAGGGGACGCCACCGGCCGUAUAAACUCCUCGACGCCCGAUUGCCAGGACGCCAUGCCCCAUCAAACAGAUGGCAUAACUUGGGACGGCAGGAAUAAUAGAGAUGCACCAACAACGCAGCCGCAGGCUACUAUGAAAAGGACGUGUUCGGGGGAGGUCGAGAUAGUUGAGAGUGGCGGGUUUGGGUUUGGAUCCAGCCAGAUCCGGCGGAGACGAUGAGGCAGGUUAGGUAGGUGGUCGAAAUUUUGAGGGUAU